CAGCAAGCGAGAGGGCGAGGUGAGGGAUCGGUUGCGAAAGAGCCAUACGGCACCAGCACAGGCAGUGUGUGGCUGUACGAGCGCGCCCGCAGGACUUACGUCGCCGGGAGCAACGCCCCGACCGCCCGGCAGCGACAGGGACAGGAGCGGGGGCAGCUUCCACUCCAGGGUAGUCAAGGGCGAAGCCACUCGAGGACGCGCCCUCCGUGGGCGGGAGGGCGGAGGGGGCUCCUCCUCCUGCCCUCAAUAGCGGACCGCGAUGGGGCUGGGAGCGGCUGGAGUGGUUUAGUCCCGCUCCGGCCGGGCCGCGGCGGGCUAUGAGCGGCGAGCUGUGAGCCAUGCACUCGGGGAACAGCACGGGCACGACGGGCCGCCCGGAGCCCGCGGCGACAGAGCCGGAGGUGCCGGGCGAGCGGCCCCUCUUCAGCGCCGGCACCUAUGAGCUGCUGGCGCUGCUCGUCGCCACCAUCGGCAUGCUGGGCUUGUGCAACAACUUGCUGGUGCUGGUGCUCUACUACAAGUUCAAGCGGCUCCGCACGCCCACCAACCUCUUCCUCGUCAACAUCAGCCUCAGCGACCUGUUGGUGUCCGUCUUCGGCGUGAGCCUUACCUUCAUGUCCUGCCUGAGGAGCCGCUGGGUGUGGGACGCCGCCGGCUGCGUCUGGGACGGCUUCAGCAACAGCCUCUUUGGAAUUGUUUCAAUUAUGACCCUCACUGUUCUUGCCUAUGAACGCUACAUUCGAGUAGUCCAUGCAAAAGUGAUUGACUUCUCUUGGUCUUGGCGGGCUAUCACAUACAUCUGGCUCUAUUCAUUAGCCUGGACUGGAGCACCUCUUUUGGGCUGGAACAGAUACACCCUGGAAAUUCAUGGAUUAGGUUGCUCAGUGGACUGGAAGUCAAAAGACCCCAAUGAUACCUCCUUUGUGCUCCUUUUUUUCCUUAGCUGUUUAGUAGCACCUGUUGGGAUCAUGGCCUAUUGCUAUGGCCAUAUUCUUUAUGCAGUAAGAAUGCUUCGCUGUGUGGAAGAUUUCCAGACUGUUCAAGUGAUCAAACUUCUAAAAUAUGAAAAAAAGGUGGCUAAAAUGUGUUUCUUAAUGAUCUCCAUGUUCCUUAUUUGUUGGAUGCCCUAUGCAGUGGUCUCCCUCUUGGUAACAUAUGGCUAUAGCAACCUUGUAACUCCAACAGUAGCUAUCAUCCCAUCUUUCUUUGCCAAGUCAAGUACUGCUUAUAAUCCAGUCAUCUAUAUCUUCAUGAGUAGAAAGUUUCGACGAUGCCUUUUGCAACUCCUGUGCUUUCGCCUGUUGAGAUUCCAGAGGACCAUGAAAGAGACACCAGCAACAGGGAAUGAAAAACCCAUACGACCCAUAGUUAUGUCUCAAAAAGCAGGGGACAGGCCAAAGAAGAAAGUGACUUUCAGCUCUUCCUCUAUCAUUUUUAUUAUCACCAGUGAUGACACUCAGCAAAUAGAUGACGACAGUAAACACAAUGGGACAAAAGUAAAUGUUAUCCAAGUAAAGCCACUAUAGGGAUGAGCUAAAGAGAUGGGAGAAUGACAUCGACUUCAACCAGCAGACUGUUUAGGUUGGAGACUGGCUUCAGUGGUGGUAUCUGUGGGCUGCCAAAGGAAACCACAUUCUUAAGCUGUGAAAUACUGAAGGGAUUCUGCAUCUUAAGCACUGCAGGCAGUUCAGUUUUGGUCACAGUACUGAAAUCUCUGCGCCAAAAUUGCUGAUGGAUGUCCUUACUCUGAAUUUUUCUUAAAGCAUAUGGUGGGAUUACCAUUCAGGAAAAUAUGGUCAGGCGGGAGGAGUGCACUGAUGGCAAUGUUAUAAAGUUCAGCAAGGGCAAGCACAAAGUCCUGCGCUUGGAAGGAGGAGUGAUGCUGCGGCACAGCAGGCCUGGCCCUGUCUGCCUGGGACAUGGCUCUGCAGAAAAGGAGUUGGAUCCGGUUGCUCAGUGAAGCACAAUGAUACCCUGGCAGUGAGGAAGGCCACCAGCAUCCCAGGCUGCACUGACAGGAUCACAGCUGGUAGUCUGAAGUGAUUGUGCCCUUGACUCAGCCCUUGUUAGACCGCAUCUAGAUACUGCAUCCAGUUUUGGGACCCCAGCACAAGAAAGGUGUCUGUGAAUGGGGUUGUGUUCAUUGGAGUCCCCCAAGAUUGUCAAGGGUUGGAGUACUUGGCCUGUGAGGAGAGGCUGGAGGAGCUGCACCUGACUAAUCUGGAGAUGGAGAUGGGGUGGUCUUCAAGAAAAUGGAGCCAGGUUCUUCAGGGUGAUGCAUAGAGGAAGGAUCAGAGACAAUGAGCAUGAACUGAAAGAAGAAACAUUUGGAUGAGAUAUAAGGAAAAGUGGGGUUCUUGUGUUUUUGUGUGUGUUUUUGUUUUGUUUUGUUUGUUUGGUGUGUUUGUGUUUUGUUUUGUUUUAAACCCCGAGGACAGCCACGCGGUGAAACAGGACAGACUAGAGACUUCCUGAGGUUCCUACCAGCUUGAGUUAUCCUGUGAUCCCUGAACUGCUAGCACUCCCAACAUAUACAGUUAUUAAUACCAGGGAAGAGGAAGGAACAUCUGAAGCUGGCUGCAGUUUAGUUGGUCUGAAUUGGUGCUUUGCAGGAUGGGGGGUGGGAGAAGUGAUCUUGACAAUGACUGGGGCUAUGGUUAAACAAGAAGCCAUGAGAAAGCUGUCCCUGUGUACUCAGAAAGCUGUUCUCUUUUUGCUAGCUGGUGGGACUCAAGCUACGUUGUGAAGAAAAUACUGCAAAUCAAAGCACCAAUGAGAAAAGGUCAGUGAAAAAGGAGAAUCAGAUUUGUUGCUGUUACAACAUAUACUUUAUGCAUCUUUAUCUUGCACCUAUUUAUUCUGUACAUGGAACAGGUGCAUCAGCCUAUAUUAAUCUUCAACCUGCUUUGGCAUUUCAGUGAAUGUAACAGGUAGAGAAGUGCAGUGUAACUUUUGCCGAAGUUGUGAUGUGAGAAAUGGUUCUUCUAUUUGAAGCUAAGUAAGCAGAACAGACAGCAUUUUUUGCUUCCCUCCCCUCCAGCCCCAUCCCCAGCUCUGUUUUGUAAGCAUUACUGGUACAAAAUGGCAACGGGAUUCUGCCACCAACACGGCUGCCUGUCACCAUUGGUUGAGUAAGUUAGGAAACUAAUUUUGAAUUAUGGUGGCUGAUUCUCUAUCACAUUCAUUGCACCAUUGUAAUUUCUCUGCCUCAGUCUAAGUGGGCAGUGUGAAUCUGCAACAUGCAGCUGUUCCAUCUCUGUGGAAGCUGUAAGAGAAGCAUUUCAACUAUUUGCUGCUUCUGGAGAGAAAUCUUCUGAGAUUUAUAAAGGAGACAUGCUGAAUAACUCUUGGCACUAGUAGUCAUUGGUCCUGCAGUCAAGAGUAGAACUUAAGAAUUAAAUAGAAAAAAAUGAGGUCUAAAUGUAAAAGCUUUCAGGUAGUUCCUGGGCAUAGGGAGUGACCUUAACUGAGAACAAGUGACUGACUUUGUGCUUGUGUGUACUUUUGAAGGGGCAAAUUCCUUAUAUGUGUAACCCUCUAGAGCUUUAACAUUGGUGAUCUGACUGUGCCAUGUUUAAAAGUGCAUCUGGAGUCCACUCUGGUUUCUAGAUUAAAUCAUAUAAUUUGAGAGAAAACAUCUGAUAAAUAAUUGCCUUUAUUUCUUUCAUGUUUGUUAUUUUUGUUUUGGUACAAAUACAUUGUCUUACCAUGUCAAAGAUCUGCACUUUCCAAACAUGUUCAUUGCAAUGUUAAGAACUAUGUUUUCAGCCAAUGAUCACUACAUCUAUGCACAUUUAUAUUUUCAAAGGGAGGAAGAUGUACAUUAGCAUUCCAUGUAAUCCAUCUUUUUAACAAAGUGGUUGGUAUUUUAGUAUUUUUUUGUAUAUAGAGCCUUCAAUGAGUGAUUAAAUGUACCCUAUUUAUAUCAA
Messenger RNA from Columba livia (rock pigeon), 3929 nucleotides. It is a transcript of the gene OPN3, whose product is annotated as opsin 3. The coding region runs from base 339 to 1526 and encodes 395 amino acids. Gene Ontology annotation, biological process: cellular response to light stimulus; visual perception; G protein-coupled receptor signaling pathway. Gene Ontology annotation, molecular function: G protein-coupled photoreceptor activity. The transcript has 4 exons. Gene Ontology annotation, cellular component: photoreceptor outer segment; plasma membrane. NCBI's taxonomy places the organism in Eukaryota, Metazoa, Chordata, Aves, Columbiformes, Columbidae. The record is from RefSeq and is a predicted model, not a curated record.